Messenger RNA from Cicer arietinum (chickpea), 2656 nucleotides. Its product is annotated as splicing factor U2af large subunit A-like. Gene Ontology annotation, molecular function: RNA binding. The record is from RefSeq and is a predicted model, not a curated record. NCBI's taxonomy places the organism in Eukaryota, Viridiplantae, Streptophyta, Magnoliopsida, Fabales, Fabaceae. Gene Ontology annotation, biological process: mRNA processing. Gene Ontology annotation, cellular component: nucleus.
CACGAAUCUCGUGAUCAUGAUAGAGAAUCUUCGAGAAGCAGAGAAAAGGAACGGGAGAAAGAGAGGAAAAGAGAAAAGGAGAGGCACAGAGAUAGAGACAGAGAGAGAGAUCGUGGUGAUGGAGAAAAGGAAAGGGAUAGUCACCACAGAGACCAUCGACAUCGCGACAGAAAGGAUAGAGAAAAGGGUAGGGAUAGGGAGGAUGGUGAUUCUCACAGAAGUCGUGAUCGUGAUCAUGACAGUUUUGCUUAAAAACUAGUUUAUAUUACAGAAGAAGGGAUUAUGAUAGAGAGGAAAGGCAUAAGCGUAGGUCUCGAUCUAUUUCACCGUCUAAGGAUAGAUCUGAGCAUGGAACAAGGUCAAGGUCUCGCUCGAAGAGGUAAAUUGUGUAAACAUACUUAACAUUUAAGUUUAUGGACAUACCCUCACAUAGGCAAGUAUGCAUGCUUGUGACACCUAUUCAGAAAAUUAUCAAAUUCUGUUUCUUAAAAACAUCUGUUGGAUGUGUAAGGUUCAAUAUUAUUAUUGUAGUUAUUUUUAAUAAAUUUUUAUAGUUCAAUAUUCCAACAGUCUAACUACAUGGUAAAAUAUUUCUUGGUGUGAGGUAGCAUUUAUUUUUGAAUGCUAACAUUAUUUACUUACAGCAAAAGGGUUAGUGGUUUUGAUUUGGCUCCCCCUCCUUCUGCAAUGUUAGCUGGUGCUGCUGCUGUUACAGGUAUAUUUGCGCUUGGGUUUUCUACAAACUUUGUUAAUCUUAACUGCUUUCUUUUUUGUUGGUCGUAGUAUGGGAAAAAGUUCAUAUCAAAUUGCAUGCUGUUAUCUGGGUAAGCUGUAUUAAGUUACUAUCCGAUCAUGUAGCUCUUUGAUGACUGGUCUCCAAUGGUGUGCAAUUUAGUCUUCUUUUUGUUUACUUUUACUUGUUGAUAUAAUCCUGGAACUAAAAGAUGCUUUGGUUUUUUGUCUUCUGUUUGGUGUUUGUUUGUUUUGUUUCUAUGUCUUGUCUUAUGCUCUAAGAAGGCAAUGUUGGGCUACUUGCCCCACUGUGCUGACAAUGGGCGUGAGCCGACAUCUGUAGCUUUUAUGUCCAAGGAAGAAUCAGUGCACCGGUUUUUGGUGGGUCUUGUUCGUCUUCAACUGGAAACUAUAUCUACUUUGGUAGACGUACAGAUAUUAUCUCCAAAACUUGUUUAAAUGUUCCUUUAAUCUUAUUGAUAUAUUAACAAGGUGAAAUUCCGCUUAAACCAAUGGAAAAUGGAGUCAAAUUAGUGCGUCAAAUCCUACAAUUCCUGGAGUGUUGCAAAACAUGUUUCCAAUGGCUACUAGUCAGAUGCAACCGUUCAGUGCUCUCCCUAUGAUGCCAAUUCAGGCUAUGACACAACAGGCUACUCGACAUGCUAGGAGGGUGUAUGUUGGAGGUCUCCCUCCUACAGCGAACGAGCAGUCUGUUGCUAUUUUCUUCAGUCAAGUCAUGGCUAAGAUUGGAGGAAACACUGCUGGUCCAGGUGAUGCCGUGGUCAAUGUUUACAUUAACCAUGACAAAAAAUUUGCCUUUGUUGAGAUGAGGUCCGUUGAGGAAGCUAGCAAUGCAAUGGCUUUGGAUGGGAUUAUUUUUGAGGGGGCACCUGUCAAAGUCAGGAGACCUACUGAUUAUAACCCUUCUCUAGCCGCUACUCUAGGCCCAAGCCAACCUAACCCAAACCUGAACCUUGGUGCUGUUGGAUUAACUCCUGGGUCAGCUGGUGGACUUGAAGGUCCUGAUCGUAUUUUUGUAGGUGGACUUCCCUAUUACUUUACAGAAACUCAGAUCAGGGAGCUUUUAGAGACUUUUGGUCCUCUUCGGGGUUUUGAUCUAGUGAAAGAUAGAGAAACAGGAAACUCAAAGGGUUAUGCAUUCUGUGUUUACCAAGAUCUUGCAGUUACAGAUAUUGCCUGUGCGGCUCUGAAUGGAAUUAAGAUGGGUGAUAAGACUCUUACUGUUAGACGAGCUAAUCAAGGUACAACCCAGCCUAAACCUGAACAAGAGAGCAUUUUAAUGCAUGCACAACAGCAAAUUGCUCUGCAGAAACUUAUAUUUCAACCAGCAUUGGUGGCUACAAAGGUCGUAUGUUUAACUAAUGCAGUUUCUCCCGAUGAGCUCAAAGAAGAUGAGGACUUUGACGAGAUUAUUGAUGACAUGAGACAGGAAUGCUCCAAAUUUGGUACUUUGGUAAAUGUUGUGAUUCCUCGUCCACAACCAGAUGGGGAUCUAUCUGGUGGAGUUGGAAAGGUGUUUUUAGAAUAUGUGGAUAUUGAGGGUGCUACAAAAGCUCGUACUGGAUUGAAUGGGAGAAAAUUUGGUGGAAAUGAAGUAAUAGCUGUUUUCUAUCCAGAGAACAAAUUUGCUCAGGGAGAUUAUGAAGGCUAAUUUCCGUGCUUGGGUUAUGUCUCAAGUUUUUAUGUAUGUUGUGAGGAUUUUUAAAUACUUUUCUUUUUACUAUUUGUUGUAUGCUGAGUUGAGAGCGUCGAAACAAACAUUUGCUGUUUUGUUAAAUUAAAUCUUUUUCAUGUGUGCACUUGGUUGAUAAAGGAUAUUGAUAAAUUGUAAUUUGUGAUAUCUUGUGUUCUAUCUGAUAUCUGGAUAUAUUUGAGAUUCUUGAUUGAAGAAUUCUUUGAAGUA